AUGCGUGCCUUGCACCUGCUGCCGCUAUUAUGUGCUAUCAUCGAAGCCAAGAUAGACCGGCAGAAAGUGGUGCAGUCAUUUAAUCCUCGACGUAAUGCCACUUCGCCGGAGACACCGUUGCAAGUUGGCAAUGGCAACUUCGCCUUUGGUGCUGACAUCACGGGCCUCCAGACCUUCAGUCCUUUUGCGACAAUGUCAACAUGGGGCUAUCACAACUUUAGUCUGCCCACAACCCCAGGCCAGACAUCGAUUGAAGACUACAAGGGAACAGAAUGGUGGACACAUGGACGACUAGUCCAAUACAACAUGGCCAACCCCACAAACAACGACAUUGCAAACUGGCUCCGCGAGAACCCCCACCGCAUCAACUUGGGCAUCAUCGGUUUGUCAUUCGACAGUGGCAAUGUUUCGACUGAUGGUGUGACGGAGGAUAUGCUUGGUGACAAGGAACAGAUCCUCGACAUGUGGGCUGGUGUUAUUCUCUCAAGCUUCACCUACAAGAACACUCCCAUCAAGGUGGAAACCCGAGUAGAUCCCAACUCUGACACCGUCGCCGUAUCCAUCGAAUCCGCUCUGUUGUCCUCUGGUGACCUUUCCGUAUUCUUUGACUUUCCCUACCCCACGAACGAUAAGUUUGGAGCACCAUUUAUGGGCGUGUUUAACCAGACCAACAAGCAUAAGACGUCUCUCUCAUCCUGCAGCGGAGGUAACCAGGCCAAGAUACACCACGACCUGACAACAGCCCAGUAUGAUCUCCGCCUCAAGUGGGAUAGCGGGAAGGGCAACGGGACGGUGAAGGCACCGACUGAUGGCAGCCAUCGAUACCUACUGUCCACCAGUGGCUCGGACAAGCUUCGGUUCACGGCCAAUUUUGCGCCUUCAAGGCCUUCGACUCAGGCCAAAUUUGACAAAGUCGUAAAUACUGCCCAGGAGUGGUGGGCUUCGUACUGGUCAAAUGGAGCGUUUGUCGAUAUGACUGGCACGGCUGACGCCAAAGCAACCGAACUCCAAAGACGGACCAUCCAGUCCCAAUAUCUGGUGGCUGUCAACUCGGCAUCAGAUUAUCCCCCCCAAGAGUCUGGUCUCGUGAACAAUGGCUGGUUCGGCAAGUUCCACAUGGAAAUGAUCCUCUGGCAUACAUUACAAUUCGCCCGCUGGAACCACUUCCCCCUCUUUUCCCGCUCCCUCCCCGGAACCUACGUCAAACUCCUCCCAUCUUCCCUGGCCCGCGCAUCAACACAAGGCUACGCCGGCGCCCGCUGGGGUAAGAUGACGGACCCUUCGGCCAUUGACUCGCCCGGCGAGAUCAACACCCUUCUAAUAUGGCAACAACCUCACCCAAUGUACUUCGCCGAGCUGGAAUACCGUCACGCCCCGACAGCUGAUACUCUCGCAAAGUGGGACGAAGUCCUUACGGCGACGGCGGACUUCAUGGCCUCCUUUGCAUUCUAUAAUCAAUCAACGGGAGUGUACGACUUAGGCCCGCCAAUGUACCCAGUUUCGGAAAACACCAACCCCAACGCCACUGUCAACCCAACGUUCGAGUUGGCGUACUGGCGCUUCGGCCUCGAUGUCGCCAUCUCAUGGAAAUCCCGCCUCGGCGAGAAGGCCCCUGAGGCGUGGAAGACGGUGAGGGAUAAGCUCGCCCCAUUGCCAGUCGUCGACGACACGUACCCCGUGUACGAGGGCAUCCCCAACAUGUGGAAGAACUUGACGACGGUGCAGGACCACCCGGCAAUGUCCGGUAUCUUCGGGCUUCUGCCGCCUCCCUCUUCCGGGCCAGGUCUCAAUCGCACUGUUCUGGAAACCACCGCCGCCAAGAUCUGGGAGCUGUGGGACCUCGACGAGUCUUUCGGUUGGGACUUUCCCAUGCUGGCGAUGAACAGCUUGCGAUUAGGCGACGCGCGGCGGGCGGUCGAAUAUCUGCUGCACCCAACUUUCCAGUUUGACGACGCUGGGUAUCCUGUUGGAGGGACCAGGGUGCCGACGCCGUAUUUUCCAAGCUCGAGCAGCUUGCUGCUAGCAGUGGCCAUGAUGGCUGGAGGUUGGGACGACGCCAAGGGGCCGCACUUUCCCGAGGGAUGGAAUGUUACUGUAGAAGGUUUCGUUCCUGGGCUAUAG
Colletotrichum truncatum is the source of this 2121-nucleotide messenger RNA. RefSeq lists its product as uncharacterized. The record is from RefSeq and is a predicted model, not a curated record. Gene Ontology annotation, biological process: carbohydrate metabolic process. NCBI's taxonomy places the organism in Eukaryota, Fungi, Ascomycota, Sordariomycetes, Glomerellales, Glomerellaceae.